UAGGAUCUGUCUGAGUGAAGUUACAUAAACGUCAUACGUCUGCUUACACAGGGAAGCACUAAAACAAGAGACUAAACAAUGAAGAAGGGAAUCCUAGAACGCUUGGAUGCUGGUGAGGUGGUUAUCGGUGAUGGAGGUUACGUGUUGCAGCUCGAAAGGCGGGGUUACGUGAAAGCUGGCCACUUUACACCAGAGGCGGCCGUUGAGCAUCCCGAGGCAGUGAGACAGCUUCACAGGGAAUUCAUGAGGGCUGGGGCUGAUGUUCUGGAGACUUUUACCUUUUACUCCAGCGAUGAUAAACUGGAGUUAAGCGGCAAUGUCACCAAUAUCACGGGGGAACAAAUUAAUGAAGCUGCCUGUAAAUUGGCCAGGGAAGUGGCCAAUGAGGGGAAUGCGCUAGUUGCAGGUUCAGUGUCCCAAACUCCAUGCUAUCUGAAAAGUCGGAAUGAGGAAGAGGUGAAGGCUAUCUUCAAGAAGCAGCUGGAUUUUUUCAUGAAGAAGGAUGUAGAUUUCAUGAUCGCAGAGUACUUUGCACAUGGUGAGGAAGCGGUGUGGGCGGUGCAGGUACUGAAGACUUCUGGGAAGCCUGUAGCCGCCACACUGUGCAUCUCUCCAGAGGGCGACAUGAAUGGAGUCAGCCCUGGAGACUGUGCGGUCAGGCUGGUCAAAGCUGGUGCACAGAUUGUUGGCGUCAACUGCCACUUGGAUCCUAUGUGUUGUUUGAAAACGGUGAAACUAAUGAAGAAGGCACUGGAAGACGCCCAUCUGAAAGCCCAUUUGAUGAUCCAGCCUUUGGGUUUCCAUACGCCAGAGUGCAACCACAGGGGCUAUAUUAGCCUCCCAGAGUACCCAUUUUCACUGGAGAGUAGAGCGAUGAACCGUUGGGACAUGCAGAAAUAUGCCAGAGAGGCCUACAACGCCGGCAUACGCUACAUUGGAGGAUGCUGUGGUUUUGAACCCUACCACAUCCGAGCUUUGGCUGAAGAGUUGGCACCAGAGAGGGGUCUCUUACCUCCCGCCUCUCAGAAGCAUGGUCUCUGGGGAAGUUCACUGGCAACGCAAACCAAACCCUGGGUUAAAGCACGGUCCACACGUGAAUACUGGGAAAACCUUCGACCAGCAUCUGGGCGACCCUUGUGCCCUUCGAUGGCAACGCCUCAAGAUUAACCACGGAUACAGAAAACUCUGUCUUCGAUAGUCUCUUAUUCAGUGAUCUGUCUCUUUCUAUAAGAUUAACCUAUACCGAAACAUUUUAGAGAAAUUAAAAGAUGAUCUAACAACUGAUCAAA
This is a messenger RNA of Chanos chanos (milkfish), 1289 nucleotides long. Its product is annotated as betaine--homocysteine S-methyltransferase 1-like. Gene Ontology annotation, molecular function: betaine-homocysteine S-methyltransferase activity; zinc ion binding. The record is from RefSeq and is a predicted model, not a curated record. Gene Ontology annotation, cellular component: cytosol. Lineage: Eukaryota; Metazoa; Chordata; Actinopteri; Gonorynchiformes; Chanidae. The coding region runs from base 79 to 1167 and encodes 362 amino acids. The transcript has 8 exons. Gene Ontology annotation, biological process: L-methionine salvage.